AUGGCCACAGAUGGACCGGCACCGACAACAAUAGAGGACGCGCCUGUGUUGGCGUUUACACGCCUCACGCCGCCGGCCAAGUCGGACUCUGCCAAUGCAGAGAGUUCGGCGUCCCCUCCUCCGGCUGUUGUCUUUCUCCACGGCGCCGAGUCCUGCCAUCUUGAGUUUACGCGCGUGGCUGCGUGUCUGGAGGCCGACUACGACCUUUUGCUUGUUGACCUGCCGGGCCACUCGCGGUCCAGGCACAUUCCCUUCAGCUUUGACAACACAAUCCGUGGGCUGGCCCGACUCGUCACCGCGCACGUGGUCGCCCAAAAAGCCCACGUUGUCGGUCUGUCGCUGGGCGGCUUCCUUGCCCUCGAAUGGGCCCGCCGCCAUCCGGACCAGGUCCUCUCUGUCUGGUGCACCGGCUGCAGCCCCUUUACCGGCACGCGCCUGUGGUUUAUGCAGCACCCGCGGCUGCUGAGCGGUCUCGUGACGCUGGCCGGGCAGCUGGCGACGGAGCGCAUCUUUUGGGCGACGCUGGGCGGCGCGCAGCCCAUCCCAGGGCUGCGGGACGAGGUGCAAAAGAACCAGAACAUGGCGACGCUGCGGCCCGCGUACGAGGAGCUGGCCCUCGUCACAAACGACAACCUGGCGGCCAUCCGCGGAAGCGUGCGCGUGGCGAUUGUGGCCGGCGCCAAGAUGGACAAUGUGGACGAUACGACGACCGCAGGCAUCGUCUUGCGGCGACAGAACGCGGCCAGUGGCGCGUACGUCGUGCGCAACGCCAUCCACUGGUGGUCCCUUCAGUUCCCGGAGCUGUUUGCCGAGGGCGUGCGCGCGUGGAUCGAGGGCCGGCCGAUGCCCGACGAAUAUGAGCCGUUGACGUGA
Molecule: messenger RNA, 873 nt
Organism: Sporothrix brasiliensis 5110
Lineage: Eukaryota; Fungi; Ascomycota; Sordariomycetes; Ophiostomatales; Ophiostomataceae
Exons: 1
Coding region: 1-873 (290 amino acids)
Source: RefSeq, a predicted model, not a curated record